AUGUUUGCGGUUGCCAGGGUGACGGCGUUGCCUGGCGCCGGGGCAGGCUGGGGACCGGAGCCGCCGCGCCAGGCACCCGCGGGCCGGAGCGCCUUCAGCGACCCCACGAAAUCGGCUUUCCAUCGCUCCCAGACACUGGGCUAUAGGAAUGGCUUUGCCUAUUCACGGUUACCAACGGUGGGGAUAGGCAGGGAGCGACUCUAUGUGAACCAGCUCUCCCAGGCCGAAUUAGAUGAACUGUCCAACAAGAGACCCACGCUGACCUACGGGCAAGCCAAGCAGGCCCCACCUUCCGACUUCAUUCCAGCACACGUGGCUUUUGACAAAAAGGUGUUGAAGUUUGAUGCCUAUUUCCAGGAAGAUGUUCCUAUAUCCACAGAAGAGCAUUUCCGGAUCCGCCAAGUGGGUAUUUAUUACUACUUGGAGGACGACAGCAUGUCUGUCAUGGAGCCCAUCGUGGAGAACUCGGGUAUUCCUCAGGGCAAGCUCAUCAAACGCCAGCGGAUUCCCAAGAAUGACCGCGGGGACCAUUACCACUGGAAAGACCUGAAUCGGGGCAUGAACAUCACCAUCUAUGGCAAGACUUUCCGCAUCGUCGACUGUGACCCGUUCACACAGGUAUUUCUGGAGAGCCAAGGAAUUGAACUGAACCCUCCUGAGAAAAUGAUUUUCGACCCAUACACGGAGCUCCGAAAGAUGCCCAUGCGCAUGUACGUCACACCAUCAAGCUUCGACCAACUCAAACAGUUUCUGACCUUUGACAGGCAGGUCCUUCGCUUCUAUGCCAUCUGGGAUGACACCGAGAACAUGUUUGGCGAGAACCGGCCUUUCCUCAUCCAUUACUACCUGGCUGACGACACGGUGGAGGUUCGAGAACUCCACGAACGCAACGAUGGCAGAGACCCUUUCCCGGUGCUGAUCAGACGCCAGCGCUUGCCCAAAAGCUUUGUGGACAAGAUGAAAACCUUCCCCCGCUGCGUGCUGGAGAUCUCCAAUCAGGAGGUGCUGGAGUGGUACACGGUCAAAGAUUUUGCAGUUGGCAAGCCCAUCACCCUCCUGGGGCGCAGCUUCUUCAUCUAUGAUUGUGAUGAGUUCACAAGACAGUUCUAUCAUGAGAAGUUUGGCAUCACUGACUUCCAGCCAGUGGAUGUAAAGAAGAAGGCACCAGAGGAAGUGCCACAGAUCAUUCCUCCCUACAACGGUUAUGGCUUCCUGGAAGACUCCCUGCAGAACUGCUUCUCCCUACUGCCGCAGCCCCCCCGGAAAAACUUUAUUAAGAUGCUAGAGAAUGACCACAAGGUGCUGCGCUAUGAAGUUGCACUGGAAUCGCCAAACCCCGAGGAGAGAAAGCGCCGGUUCAUCCUCUCCUAUUUUCUCUCCACUGACAUGAUCAGCAUCUAUGAGCCACCUGUCCGCAAUUCAGGCAUCAUUGGAGGCAAAUACUUAGGAAAGACCAAAGUCCCCAAGCCAGGCUCCACUACAGAUAACCCCAUUUACUACGAGCCAGCGGACCUCACCAUCGGUGCCACGGUUGAAGUGUUUGGCCACAGGUUUAUCAUCAGCGAUGCUGACGAGUACGUCUUGAAUUACAUGGAAAGCAACGCCGAGAGUUUCCCUGCAACAACGCUGCAGUCUCUGCGGGAUCACUUUGCCCCUCGCCGAACGGCAGUGCAGGCAGCUGAGAGCCAGUCAGCAGCGGGGACGGGCAGGCAGGAACUGGAGGAGCUAGUGAAGCAGGUUCAGGAGCAGCUGAAGCACCAUAACUACUUGAGUAACAGCAGCAUGCGGGAGGCGUUCCUUCACCAUGACAAGGAUGGCUCCGGAUUCCUUGACAAAGCCGAGUUCUUUGCCCUCUGCAACCGCUUCAACCUGCCGGUCAGCGACGCCCUGGUUAACAAGCUAAUCAGACUGUGUUCGCAUGGGGAGAACCAGAUCAGUUACCAUGACUUCAUCAGAGCGUUCUCCUGCUGAGCUGCCCCCGGAAGGGGAGACACAACCUAGCCAAGACUGUCCCAGCUGAAAUGACACAUAUUCAAAGGUUGUACCUCUAGACUCCCCCCGUCACUUCAUUGAGUGCUGCUCGGCCCUUCGGCACCAGGUCACCUCAUCUCUGCCCCACUUACCUUCCUGCCUCACUGAGCUCAAUGUCCCAAAUGCGGGGCCUGCAAGCAGAGCCUGUAGAAAAAGCUUCAUUUGUAUUAAAGAAAUGACUCCACAUCG
Molecule: messenger RNA, 2220 nt
Organism: Mauremys reevesii (Reeves's turtle)
Lineage: Eukaryota; Metazoa; Chordata; Testudines; Geoemydidae
Gene: EFHC1
Product: EF-hand domain containing 1
Exons: 11
Coding region: 1-1971 (656 amino acids)
Biological process (GO): mitotic spindle organization; mitotic cytokinesis; cilium-dependent cell motility
Cellular component (GO): axoneme; mitotic spindle
Molecular function (GO): calcium ion binding; alpha-tubulin binding
Source: RefSeq, a predicted model, not a curated record